Molecule: messenger RNA, 1277 nt
Organism: Sphaeroforma arctica JP610
Lineage: Eukaryota; Ichthyosporea; Ichthyophonida
Exons: 5
Coding region: 142-939 (265 amino acids)
Biological process (GO): ubiquinone biosynthetic process
Cellular component (GO): mitochondrial inner membrane
Molecular function (GO): 3-demethoxyubiquinol 3-hydroxylase activity
Source: RefSeq, a predicted model, not a curated record
CAAGUUCAUAGGUAACUAAAUAUUUAAAAAUAUAUAAAUGCGCAGUUCUGUCUCGCUGUGCCAGAAUUGAACAACGUACACUGUAUACAUAUUUGCGUGAAGUUACCCUCUCUGUACUCACAUUUGGAGGAAAAAUCCAUCAUGCAGUGUGGCUUACGGUUUGGAAAUUGUAUCAACCAUGUUCAUCGCUCACCAUUAAUUUUGCGAGCACAGGCUUCUAGCAAGUAUAUAAAGGGUAGUUUCAGGUCGACUAGUAGUGCCUAUAUGGGUGCUAUAUCCAAUCAUCGUUCAAUUGGUACUGUAGCACCAGCUAGUGGCGAUUGUAGGGAAGAUGACGACGUUGCGAAGAACAACAGGGCCAAACGAUUUAGGCAUCUAUAUAAGGGUCUGAGUGAGACUGAAAGGACGUUUAUCGAUACUCUCGUCCGGGUGGAUCAUGCUGGUGAGCUCGGUGCUGAUCGUAUCUACGCAGGGCAGUAUGCUGUUCUUAAGACGACACCGGUGGGACCUACCGUCAAAGAAAUGUGGGAGCAAGAGAAGCACCAUUUGGCCACUUUUGAGAGACUUAUGAACGAAUACAGAGUACGCCCUAGUGCACUAUACCCUGUGUGGAACGUUGCCGGGUGGGUUUUGGGUGCAGGCAGUGCUGCUUUGGGUAAAGAGGCUGCGAUGGCGUGUACUGUAGCUGUUGAGACAGUCAUUGGCGAGCAUUACGACAGUCAAUUGCGUGAACUGCUUAGUAUGGAUGAAGCAAAAGAGGGCGAUAGAGAAAGGAGAGCUGAGCUAUGCGGGAUUAUAAGUCAGUUCAGAGAUGAAGAGCUGCACCAUCUGGAGACAGGAUUAGAAAAUGAUGCUGAGAUGACGCCAUUUUAUAAUGCAUACAAGACGGUGAUUGAAACUGGGUGUAGAGCAGCCAUCAAGGUCGCUGAAAGAGUGUGAACCAGUCGGCGAAACAAACAUGUGGCACGUUCAGAUACUCGGAGUGGCCGCCAUGAUACAACAAAUCAGAGAAGUAAACCUAUCUCGGGAGCAUGAGAUACUCCUAGAUAUAUCGAUAUUGGAUGGAUAGAAUCCCCACUGAGGCCACGAUCAUCCAAUUUAUAGAUAACAGCAUGUUGCAAUUCAAUCUGUAUAUCGUACGUACACUGUACUAUUUAUUUGAUUAAAAAAGCGGUGACUUAAGCAUAAAUGUUAGCAAGCCGUCUUCUUCACCACUUUUGGAUAUACGAAGCAAGAGAAAAGUGUGCGAUAUUUAUAAUAGGUAGACGAGUUGUAGA